Messenger RNA from Cyanistes caeruleus (blue tit), 6143 nucleotides. It is a transcript of the gene COL26A1, whose product is annotated as collagen type XXVI alpha 1 chain. Gene Ontology annotation, biological process: extracellular matrix organization. Gene Ontology annotation, molecular function: extracellular matrix structural constituent conferring tensile strength; protein binding. The record is from RefSeq and is a predicted model, not a curated record. NCBI's taxonomy places the organism in Eukaryota, Metazoa, Chordata, Aves, Passeriformes, Paridae.
ACCCCGGCCGGGGGAGCACGGUGUGGCCCCGCGCCUGCCGUGCGGUGUUCAGGGGAAAGGCGGAGGCGGUAGGAGAUCCCCGUUCUUGCAAAAAUGCAGCUCGCUCUUUUCUUGUCCUGGUGCUGCUGCCUGCAUGGAUGCGCGCUGGGCACCGGCUUCCUCUAUCAAUUCCCAGCAUCAACCCUGCAGCACAACUACCCAGAGCAGAGCUCCGGCUCGCCGGGCAGCGGCUUCGCCAGUCGCCGGCACUGGUGUCACUACACAGUCACAAGGACAGUCUCCUGCCAGGUGCAGAACGGGUCAGAGACGGUCAUCCAGAGAGUUUAUCAGAGCUGCCGGUGGCCAGGACCUUGUGCCAACUUAGUGAGUUACAGGACUCUCAUCAGGCCCACAUACAAAAUGUCCUACAGAACUGUGACCACGCUGGAGUGGAGGUGCUGUCCUGGCUUCAUGGGGAGCAACUGUGAGGAGGGUUCCUCUGGCCGCCAGCUCGGCUCCUUUCCCAGCCAGGACCAAUGCAUGAACUGCACCAGGCUCGCUGAUAUGACCGAGAGGCUGAACACGCUGGAGGCCAAGAUCCUGCUGCUGGAGGCUGCAGAGAGGAGCCCAGCCCUGGAGAACAACCUGCCCAUCACCGGCACCACGGCCACGUGGUACGACGAGCUGCUGCCAGACGCCUUUCCCCUGCUGAACCCCGGCACUGUCCUGAGGAAAACCGUGGGAUCUGGUGAAGCUAAAGGACACAGAGGUGCAGAGGAGCAGCUGAUACCACAGGGGAUUCCAGGACAGGUUGGUCCCCCGGGCCCGGUUGGACCCACUGGGCUCCCAGGACCACCAGGGCCGAAAGGAGAGAAGGGACAGCCCGGUGAGAGGGGCCCAGCAGGGCCACCAGGGAUGCUGGGACCUCAAGGACCAAGAGGACUUCCAGGAGAAACUGGGAUCCCAGGGCCCCCAGGUCCUCCAGGGCCACCAGCCACCCCAAGCCUCCCUCUCACCUUCCAGCAAGGGGUUCUCUACUCACUCCAGCCCACAGCUGAAAAAGAAAAUGGAGAACCCCAGCUGGCCUCCACCGUCAUCGACACCAUCAUGGCUGGACUGCCAGGACCGAGGGGAGCCCCGGGGCCCGCGGGGCCACCAGGACCACCAGGUGCUUCAGGACCCAAAGGGCCCCCAGGACCCAUUGGAGCCCCUGGAUCACAAGGCUUGCCAGGAUCUCCAGGACAGCCUGGACCAAAAGGAUCCAAAGGAGACCGAGGAGAGAGAGGGCAAGCAGGUCUGCCUGGAGAGAGGGGCAUUAAGGGAUUUCCUGGUGAACCAGGCAAGAAGGGUGAGGAAGGUGACAAAGGUGCUGAUGGGGAAGGUGUCCAACAGCUUCGAGAGGCUCUGAAGAUUUUAGCUGAGAGGGUAUUAAUCCUUGAGCACAUGAUAGGAAUUCAUGACUCUUUGUCUUCCAUUGAGCCAGGCUCUGGACAGGAUGUGAUCCCGGGCUCCCCCCUGAGAACCAGCAUCAAGAUCAAGCGAGGAGGACCCCGGCAGCCCCAGGCCCACCAGAUCCUCUCUUCACUGCUGGAUGACGGUGAAGGCAGAAGGAGAAGCCACCGGAUGAAGUAGGAGCAUCUCCGUGUCCUCCCUGCCUGUUCUCCAGUUAAAGAUACAGUACCCAGUGCUUAAUUGCACCCUGCAGAUGAAGUGGGUGAGAGGCUGCAGUGUUGUUGGCUCAAUACCGAGCUCUGAUUGCAGGGAAUAACUUAUCCAUAGCUCAGAGAGGGUUUUGGGAAUGUUCUCCUGGAUUUUGUUGUUUUGCCUUUGGAAUAGGAGUUGUCAGGUGUCUCAGAGGCUGCCUGCAGAAAUGGCAUCUCCUGGCUGUGCCUCGAGGGUUUAACCCUGCCCUUGACAGUCACUCAGUAAAGCUCUGCUUAACUGGCCAAGAUUAUCCUCAUCCCACCCAGACCCAAAGCCGAGCUUCAGCCUUGUCCAUUGCUGUAGUUGGAGGCCUCUGCUUUUAUUUCCUGUGUUGGUGUCACGCUGACUUCCAGGUGCAACUUCCACAGGCCAUGAAAGCACGACCUGCAAGGAUUUAUUUUAAACAAAGAACAAAUCAGAAUACAAAGUACAUUUAAAAGUAUGACUCUGAAAAUUCAGGUGGCUCUCUGGACUUCAGCAACAAAAUUCUGGCUUUUCAUGUUGCUAAUUGCAUGUGAAUGACAUUAUUUCUAUUUGUGGUUGGCUAAAAAAGGACUUUUGAUGCAAAUGCUCAUGGCAACAUUGGCUUUCUGUCUAUCUUCUGGGAGUUUAGAAUGUUUCUGUGAAAACACAGAGCAGUUUGCAUGAGAUAUGAUGGAAUUGUGCAAGAAUUUUCCCAUACUGUGUUCAGCUUGUGCAUACAUCCAGAGAUAAUUAAUUUAAGUGGUGGCAGUAACUAUUCACAGAAAAGGAUAUUUUGCAAUAGUUUCUUAAUCCUGCAGCAAUCAGGAAAAAUGUUUUCACUGUGUUUUGUUUUAAUCUUGUGAGUAAAUCCUUGCCAUUUGGAUCUGGAGAUAGUGUAGUAGCAAACCACAGCCUAGGGAAUUAGAGACUUGUCAAGAGCUUAUUUGCACUGGGAGUUAAAUACAGAGUCAUUUUACUUUUUGCAAUAACUCAUUAUUUUAGGGGAAGUGCCAGCUUCCAGGUUAAAGAAGUGGAACCUGCCCUUCAGUGACAAAUGAAUCACUCCACCUGCUGUGCUAACCAGGUUGGACAAGCUGAUGUCAUUCAUGUAGACAGUGAUUUUUGUUAGAAGGGGAAGAUUAAUCAACUAAACUUACUGGACUGUUUUUUACUUUUUAGCUCUUUUUAUUCUUUUAAUUACUUUUAAUUCCCAGUUUUCAAAUCCAGCCCAGGACAAAAGUGAGCAAACUGAGUUGUGUUAUUGCCCCUCUGGUUCCAGGAGGACACAGCUGUGUGAGCAGGCUGGCCUGCACUGCUGCAGGCUUCUGCCAGAGGCUUUCCAAGGAAAACACUCUACAGUCCCUGUGUUCAGCACCCCAAGUGAUCUUCCCAAGGCAAAGCCUGCUGGAAAUGAGGCUAAAAAUGGAGGAGCUCUGCCAGCCCAGCAUUAGCCACACCUUAAAUUGAUUGUCCAUAUACACUGUAAAAUGGCAGCGCUGCCAAGAGACACAUCCAACCCCAAUCCUUCCUCUGAAGAGCCUGGCAUCAAAAUGAGCAGGUUACAGGCUCCUGCAGGAUGGCUGAAUCCACCAUGCCUUCACUUGGCCCAGCUCUUUAGGAAUCCAGCCAUCCCCAGCCAGGUGAAAUGGCAUAAGCUGAUGCUGAGCAAGCACCAGGACUUUGCUUUCACUGCUGUGCACUGAAUAACAACCCCUGUGCUGGAGGCAGCAGGUAUUCAAGUCCCUGCCCUGCUUUUGCAUCCUCCCCCUGCUUGGCCAGUGCCAGUGGUGGGGCUGGUUCAGCACCAGCCCACCUGAUUCAGGUUGUGCUUCUGAAUGCUUGAGUUUUCCACAGGACAUUUCCAGAGCUUUGCAGGAGUCUGGGGAGCUGCCUGGCUGCACUCUGAGUUACAGCUGGAGUGUGGUGUAGAGAAUCAAGAAAAUGAGUAAAACUCAAGUCCAGCAGGUUCCUGAGCUCCAGGAGCCGUCCUCUAUUUGCAAUCCCUUUGGGAGAAGGAGAUAAAGAUUCUCUGAAUGCAUCUUAGUUUCACAGCCAGCACUAACUCUAAACCCAGCAUUAACUCUAAGGGUGUCUGUGGUGCUGCAAGAGCUCAUGUCCCUCCUUCCACUACUGGCAGGACAAGAGCUUUGCUUGUGGCCAGCCAAGCAAGCUGCAGCCAUGGGAACAUCCUUGGGAUAAUCAUUCCAUCUAAGAAUGAAAUGUCAAAAAAAAGGACGUUUCCUCAUUUACAGGCUGAUUCCUGUGCAGGAAUUGAGAAGUACUUGGUUACCUCUGUGGUGAAGUGGGACUAUCUUGGUCUAGAGCAUCACAUGGACAUUCCAAGAUCUCACUGGUGGCUUCCAGGAGCUAAAUCAGGCAGUUGGUGUUGGAAAAUCAGGGCUGAAGAGUGAGGAGAAAUCUCAGUUCAGUCUAAACUCAUGCACUGGGCAGGCUGGUGCCAGCUGUAGUCGAGUCCACAGGAACAAUCUGUCCUCACGGCAGCCUUGGGAACCAAACCCAACCAAAGCAAUCUUUAAAAAGGGAAAUGUGGAAAUUCAGUUUCACUGGUCCUGUAGCUACAGGGUUGAAUUUGGGAAAGAGGGAAUACAAUGAGGCAAUUUUUACUUCCCUGACGUUUCAGAGGCUUCAUACUGAACAGAAAGAGAAAUCUUUUCUCAAGUUUGUCUUCUGAAUUCAAAGCUAUUGCAUGAGCUCGGUGCUUUAGUCACUCACAUUGCUGAGGCAUUCAUACUGACAAGGAUGUGGAAUUUUAUAUUAUUUAAAACAAAAUACUGACAAGAUGAAAGGAAGAUUUAAUGGAAGUUGUUUGCAAUUAAUCCUGCCAACUCAAUUGUCAAAAGGCUGUUUAGGUUUGGGUUGAGACUGCUUUAAUUAUUGAUAGUACGAGCUAUGUAAUUUUUUCUCCUUGCUUUGUUGAGCUCUAUCUCUCUGCAGAGGUACUGUAUCUCUAAAUGGGGGACAGCAGGAUUAUACCAGAUGGACUUUCUCUCUCUGCUGGGGUUUCAUUCCUCUCCACUCACACAGGGCUGGACCACACUUGUGUCUCCCCAGUUUAAUUACAUUUAAAGGUGAGCACAGCCUCACACACUGACAUUAAUGAUAUUCAUGGCCAAACAAACCACUCCAACCACAUUCUCCAUCAUAGGCAGGAUCCUGAGGUUCAUUUCAGCCAGGGCAUAUAAUGCUUCUUGCCAUGUCUAUGUAACUUAGGGGAUUUAUUUUGAAUGCGUGCUCAUUUAGAAAUAUAUUUUAAUUGAAAUGUUUAGUGCUUUAUCUUAUAUACAUACUGUGCAAUACCAUAGUGUGUUCUUUUCCUUUUUUGGUUUUUUUUUUCUGAGACUUUUUUUUAAAUUCUUGAUGUUUGUUUGAGCCUCCAGUGUGUUUUUGACUUGGAUCAGCUCUGGUAGUAGUAGUAGUGUUUUCCUUGCCCUGAGCUAACCAGAAGCAGCACAUUGCACAACCAAAACCCUUUGCAAGUCAUGCACCCUCAUGUUCACCAGCAACCUGGAACUCCUGGGAGGAAGGGAAUGCUCCUCUCCAGAGGGUCUAAUUUGCACUUACUGUAAGGAAUUGAUAGCAACCCAGGGAAAUAGGAAUAAACUAGAGAGAAGAGCCCUCACCUGCUCCCACCAAACUCCACCAUCAUUUUGUCAUCAGUUUCCAAAGGAACAGAUAUUAAAAAGCAGAUUCAGGUCUGGAGCAGCACGUGUUGGUGCUGAGUGGGCUCUGCUCCAGUGUCUGCCAUGAGCUGUUGUCAUGUGGGACCCUGAGCACUGGGACAAAGCUUCUAAGGACAAUCAGCUUCUGGAAUUCCUUUGGCUACAAUGAUUGGAAACCCAUCCUCCUCCACAGUUACAGCUUCUGUCUGACUCAAGAUGACAUUCCACUGGGGGUGUAGGGGUUAAACUACUCAGAGUCUCUCUGAUUUCUUGGUUUCCUGUGAAACCAGGGAUUGAAAGGUGCUAUAAUUGUUCACAAGGCACAUUCCCAGCCACAGAAGGAAAUGGUAACUUCUUCACCAGUUAUUUUACACAAUACCUUUUUUAUUUAUAUCAAUGUGUUUCAUAUGUGUGCCAACGGUCCUGGCUUCUUUCCUGAGGAUCAGCUUUACAACCAUUUGGUCUUUUAUAGGGCAGCCAUAGGCAGUAUCUUGCAAUCAAUGUGUAAUUUCUUAACUUAGAGCAAGAAUAAAUCUCGUCUGACAGGAUGAACUCAUUUAUGGCAGGCAUUAAUGUUUGUUGUAAACACAACCUGUUUGUUCCACCUCUUGCAUGGUUACUUAUCUGUUUUCAUAUUGCUAUGUUAUUGUUCAAAAUAUCUAUUUCUCUUUAUUUGCUAUGGGGUUUGUUACUGUAUAUGGAAUGUUUUGUAUUCAGCAUUUUCUUACGGAGCAGAGUGGGAACAGUAUUCAAGGACCCACAAAUACCAAAGACCUUUCAUGUAAUGCACUGAGAAAUAAACUUACUGUAAAUGAA